Molecule: messenger RNA, 1002 nt
Organism: Dermacentor silvarum
Lineage: Eukaryota; Metazoa; Arthropoda; Arachnida; Ixodida; Ixodidae
Product: endothelin-converting enzyme homolog
Exons: 1
Coding region: 1-1002 (333 amino acids)
Biological process (GO): protein processing
Cellular component (GO): plasma membrane
Molecular function (GO): metalloendopeptidase activity
Source: RefSeq, a predicted model, not a curated record
AUGUUUAUUAAAACGCAGGUUGCUCAAUUCGCCUUUGUCCGAUGGUUCGUCGACAGCCUGGACCUGCAGCCAAGCGUCAAUGCCACGAAGAACACUUGGAACGCAGUGAAGUUGGCCACUCGAGAGAACUUCGCCAAGCUCCCGUGGAUGGACCAAUCAACAGCCAAAGGCGCCCUCGAGCAUGUUGACAGCAUCCUAAGCGUCUUGCCCUUGCCGGAACACCUACAAACUCACGAAGCCCUCGAGGUCUUCUACGGCUACCUCGAACCGGACGAAUCGCAGCCGUUUAUUAGCUGGCUGAUCAAAACACAGCAUCGGCGCCUUGAAGAGCAGAAGCGCCUUCUUAUGGAAGACCCCACGGUGGUCAUUCACCGCGAUGACAUUCUGUUCGAUUCAUUCACUUUGAACGCGUUCUACUACCCGCUCUACCACAUCAUGGUCGUUCUGCCGGCGUUCAUGGCACCGCCAGCGGUUUCUCAGACGGUGCCAGUGGCGGUGAACUACGGUGCCAUCGGAAAGACCUUGGGACAUGAACUGACGCACGCUUUCGACCCUUUAUUUACCACUUUGUCUAGAACCGGCGAAGCCACCACGUGGUGGUCAGUUCAGUCGUUCACCAACUUUCGCAGUCGGCUAGACUGCGUCAGGCGCCAACUGAAGAAUUACACUGCGGACGAAGUGUACAGCAAGAACGCGCUCUCGGAAACAUUCGCCGACACGGCCGGAAUCGAGAAGGCCCGGCUCGCCUUCGCAUCUCUAACGGCGCAGACGGGCAUUCUGGGAUACACACAGGAACAGUUGUUCUUUAUCGCCGGCUGCUUCCAGUUCUGCUCGGAGGGUGCGUAUGUUUGGGGCAUCCAGAAGCAGUACCCGCCGUGGGUGCUACGGUGCAACUUACCAGCCCAAAAUGAGAAGCGGUUCGCGGCAGCGUUCAACUGCCCCAUCGAAGCCGCGCUGAACCCUAAAAAACGGUGCACGUUCCACUCAACGGAACGCGACUAA